Molecule: messenger RNA, 646 nt
Organism: Aspergillus wentii DTO 134E9
Lineage: Eukaryota; Fungi; Ascomycota; Eurotiomycetes; Eurotiales; Aspergillaceae
Exons: 2
Coding region: 86-421 (111 amino acids)
Molecular function (GO): protein binding
Source: RefSeq, a predicted model, not a curated record
ACGGGCACAACGCAACCAUCAAAACUCUGCUGGAAAACGGGGCAGAUCCUGACUCUCAUGGCGAUGAUGGCCGGACCCCGCUGUCAUGGGCCGCAAGCAAAAGAGACACAAAGUAGGCCAAACAGCACUAUCAUGGGCAGUAGCAAGAGGUUCGAGGGUAGUUUUAGAACCUAUUAAGGCAUACAGUCGGGAAAUUGACGUUGUCGACAACUUCAACCGAGCACCGCUGUUCUACGCUGUAUGGAAUGGAAAUGCGGAUGCAGUCGCGGCCCUUUUAGCCAAUGGCAACCAAACAGCCCUAUGCUCAACAUCCGCUGGCCGUGCGCCAUUAUCAGUAGCCAAAGAAAACCCAGAGACUACAAUACUGGAUAUUCUAAUGGCUAGGCGUAAGAUACAUGCUGUGAGCGAGAAAUGCCACUAAAGGCUUCACUACCAGCUCCCCAGACGUUAUGUGAUCAUUGUUCUUUGGUUACCCCUUUAACGGACUAUUUCUUCCAUUGUCGGAUCUGUAUGGAUGACGAUUCCGAUCUCUGUCAGAAAUGCUUUGCUGGUGGGGUGCCUUGGAUGGAUGAGUCUCAAGUCCUCUUUAACAAAGGGUAUAUCAACUGCCAGUUUGGGAGAUUCGAACUCUUAAUCUCCAUCGUUG